This is a messenger RNA of Paramecium pentaurelia, 1708 nucleotides long. The record is from the annotation of a GenBank genome assembly. NCBI's taxonomy places the organism in Eukaryota, Ciliophora, Oligohymenophorea, Peniculida, Parameciidae.
AUGUCAGACGAAAUCGAACCUCAUAUAUUAAAAAGAUAUGAGAUAGUUAGAAAGAUAGGAAAAGGUGCUUAUGGAGUUGUAAUAUAUAUAUUGUAUUAGUUAAGGUAUGGAAAGCUAUAGACAAAAGAUUUAAGAAUACAUGUGUUGCAUUGAAAAAAAUAUUUGAUGCAUUUUAAAAUGCAACAGAUGCUCAACGAACAUUUAGGGAGAUUAUGUUCCUUUAUGAAUUGGAUCAUCAAAAUAUUAUUAAACUAUAUAAUGUUCAUAGAGCAGAAAACAAUAAAGAUAUCUAUUUAGUUUUUGAACAUAUGGAAACAGAUUUACAUGCUGUAAUACGAGCAGGUAUAUUAGAAGAAGUUCAUAAAUAAUACAUAAUAUAUCAAAUACUUAAGAGCAUUAAAUAUAUGCAUUCAGCAGAAUUAUUACAUAGAGAUUUAAAACCAUCAAAUAUUCUGUUAAAUAGUGAUUGUUCUGUUAAAGUUGCUGAUUUUGGUUUAGUAAGAUCAGUAGCAUGUCGAUAAGAUGCUCCUUCUCCAAUAUUAACAGAAUAUGUAGCAACUAGAUGGUACAGAGCUCCUGAGAUAUUAUUGGGAUCUCAUACAUAUACAAAAGGAGUAGAUAUGUGGAGUGUAGGUUGCAUUCUAGGUAUAAAUACUAUAUUAAUUAUAUAAAAGGGGAAUUGUUGACAGGAAAGCCAAUAUUUCCUGGCAAUUCAACAUUAAAUUAAUUAGAUCGUAUAUUACAAUUGACAGGUAAACCAUCUACUGAGGAUAUUGAAGCAAUACAAAGUCCUUUGGCUUCAACUAUGUUAGAAGCUAUUAAUCCACCAUAAGUGAAACCCAUUCAUUAAUUAUUUCCUACUGCAAGUGAUGAUGCCUUGGAUUUAAUGUAUCGUUUAUUAAAAUUUAAUCCAAACAAACGACUUACAGCUGAAAAGGCAUUAGCUCAUCCUUAUUUUUCAAAGUAAUAAAUAAUACAAUAUAAAUAGAUUUCAUAAUGAAAUAGAUGAGCCAUCAUCAGACAAAGUUAUCACAUUAGCUAUAGAUGAUAAUUAGAAGUUCUCAGCAAAUGAAUAUAGAGACAAAUUAUAUGAAGAAAUUGCUACUAGGAAAAGAUAUAGUAUUAGAAAUUAGGAAGAUUUAAAUUCUUAAUUACAUUCUCCUCCACCUAUAUCUGAUUCAAAUUAGAUAAGGGAUAGACCAUAAACUUAAGAAGUUAAAUCAUAAUAAUAAUAAUAAGAUAGUGCUAAAUUAUUAGAUUCUGCUAAGUAAUAAGAUUCAGCUAAAUGUUAUGAUUCUGGCAAAUAGGAUCCACUUAAAUAAAGGAAUUCAGGAAGAUCCAAUUCGAAAUAAUCAAAAUUUGUAUAAUCUGCAUUAAAUGGACUUAUCAAUCCUAGAUAAAGUUCUAAACCAACUAAAUAAUUCUUACAGACUUAACAAUAACCUAAUAAAACUUAUGCUCCUUCUUUUCCUAAUACAUCAUCUAUAACAAUUUAAAAGAAUGUCUCAUAUACUCAAACAGAACCAAAAGUAACAUCUCAGCAACUCUAUUAAUAAUAUUAUAAAUUAUUAAAUGCUGCCUAAGACAAACUUUCAGGUAAUUAAGAAUCUGCAUAAUCUUAAUAAAAGGUAAAAAAAGGACUAAGUGCCUUAUUUGGAUCAAAUUAAAGUUUGAUUAGAUAAUCUCAGAAUAAACAGAAAAAGUGAAC